AUGAAUUCACCGCAUUUAAGUUCCAAUUUUCCUUCGGAUAUGGAUAACAGCAUAUCAACUUUACAUACUUCUGAACCCGAUUCCUAUGCUCCUAAUCUCUUUGACCCUAAUAGAAUUGUGAGAUCGCGGCGAAAUACUUUUGCUUAUGGCGAUUUUGACUCUUCUCAACCACCAAACGUGUCACUUCAACCUACUAUUAUUGGCUCUGGCUCUACUAACAGUCAUGCUGACAGUCAUACUAACAGUCAUGCUGACAGUCAUACUAACAGUCAUGCUGACAGUCAUACUAACAGCUAUACUGACAGUCAUUGUGAACUGGUUCCUUAUUCAAAAGAAUGGACCGUUAUAAUGCGUAGUGAAAACGCUGGUCAACUUGUUCUUUACAAUACGACUAAUCGUCGCGUAUCAGUUCGCCGGCUAAAUAAUCCAUCUAAUCAGGCUCUGUCUUCUCCUCAUAUGUGCGCUUUGUGUAGAAGGCCUCUUACUACGACUUCAGGAUCAGAUUUUAUGCAUAGAAAUUACUUUCGAUUAUUAGAAAACUCUGAAAAUGUACUUAAUGGGCAAUCUCCUUCUACAUUCGUACAACCAACUAAUUCAACUCAUUCAUUUUCUCCUUAUCCUACUACUUCCUUUCCUGAACCUAUUACUGAAAAUAUUUCAUCACUUUCGGAAAGCUCUUUUAAUCAAGGAUAUUAUCAAAGAUUUUUUAUUGAAGAAAAAAAAUUGGGUAGAGGUUCUCGUGGUUCUGUUUUCUUGUGCAAACACGUAUUGGAUAACGUUCAUCUUGGUGAAUACGCUGUCAAGAAAGUAGCCGUGGGUGAUAAUCAUUCAUGGCUGGUUAAAAUGUUAAGAGAAGUUCAUUUAUUGGAAAGAUUACAUCAUCCGAAUAUUAUAGAUUAUAAACAUGCUUGGUUAGAACAUCAUCAAUUGACAAAUUUUGGCCCACCAGUUCCAUGUUUAUUCAUACUAAUGGAACGUGCUAAUGGUGGCAAUUUAGAAGAAUUCAUUGAUGUUCAACCAUCAUCCACUUUUUCAAUACCAAAAGAUUCUAAUGAACAUCUUACACAUAAAGAACGUUUACUUCAUAAGAAAAGAAUGUGGCAUACUGGUCAUUUAAAUGAACAACCAACUCUUGAUUCUCCUUUACCUUCAAAACGAUUUUUAGACCUUCGUGAAAUUUGUUAUUUAUUUAUGGAUAUUUGUGAAGGUUUGGCUCAUUUACACAAGCAGGGUAUCAUUCAUCGAGAUUUAAAACCUUCAAAUCUACUUUUACAAUAUGAUGAUCCGAAUGAUUUAUCUGGAAUGCCAAGAGUAUUGAUAUCUGAUUUUGGUGAAUGUGAAAUUAUAGACCAACUUACUGAACGUGAUAGAACCGGUGCUACAGGAACAUUAGAGUUUAUGGCACCGGAAUUAAUAACUGUUGAUGAAAGAGGUCGUUAUCUUAAAGAAUAUUCUCAAAAGUCUGAUAUGUGGUCACUUGGAAUGGUACUUUAUUAUUUAUGUUAUUCGAGACUUCCAUAUCGUCAAAAUGAUGAUGUUGAUCUUUUGAAACAAGAAAUUUUACAUUUUAAUUGCGUAUCAUUUCCAGAUAUUGGUAUGGCUAGUAAUCGUAGGAUUUCUAGUCAACUUAGAAGUUUAAUUACAUGCUUACUGUCUCGCAAUGCUAAAAGUAGGCCGUCAUGUGAUGAGAUUUUAAAAUCUGUUGCCGAUAUGCGUUCCGCUUUUGUAACAGGGGAAACAAUUGAUGUAACAACCGAUCCAUUCAAAGUUACUCCAAUAUUAGAAAGUUCUUCAUCUGCAAGUAGUUCUCAAUUGGAACCCGAGAAACUUACUCGAAUUCCAUCAAAUGCAAGUACAAUUGCAUCAAACCUUGAAUCAUCAUCAGAAUCUACAGAUGAUAAUGAAAUAAAUGGAUCAAAAUUAAGAAGACGAAAAAAAAUAAAUGUUGAAACCACUGAUGGGAUACCAACAACAACUAAUAUUAUUAAUUCUACCGUUGAAACCGAUUAUGCGGUUGAACAGGGAUCUUCUAUAGUUAAGUUUUGUUAA
Molecule: messenger RNA, 2049 nt
Organism: Dentiscutata erythropus
Lineage: Eukaryota; Fungi; Glomeromycota; Glomeromycetes; Diversisporales; Gigasporaceae
Source: the annotation of a GenBank genome assembly